AUGUCCACCGGCUCCCAGUCUUACUCGCUCGAGAAGCGGGCCAUCGCCAUAGUUGGCAUCUCUGCGGAUCUACCUGGUGGAAGUCUUUCCCAGAGCAACCUAGAUUACAAGAGCCUCCGCGAAUUCCUUUUGAAUAAGGAAGAAGCAUACGAAGACAUCCCGAAGGACCGCUUCACUAUAGAUUCAUUGGCGGACGGUGUACUGAACACUCGCGGCACGUUCCUCAAAGACAUUGCGUUCUUCGACCAUGCCGAGUUCUCCGUCUCCGCCGAAGACGCGCGUGCGAUGGCGCUCAGCACGCGCAAGCUUAUCGAGCUCGCCUUCCUCUCCCUCCUCGAUGCCGGUAUUGCCUACCGCGGUCGCAACGUCGCCUGCUUUGCCGCCGGGACCGCCCAAGAUUCGCCGUUAGAUCCGGACUUGUUGGAUUCCAGCUCUGGCGCAGUCCGGCCCCUGCCCGCCGUGUCGUGCAUGAUUGCCAACGCAAUUUCUGCGCAUCUGGACCUGCGUGGACCAGCAAUCCCCCUAGAUGCGACAUGCAGUUCCAGUAUGCUUGCACUGCACUUCGCCGUGCAGGCGCUCCGUGCCGGUGAAUGUGAAGCUGCUGUCGUCGCGGGGUGCCAGCUGAACCUCAGGUUGGCCGACUUCGUGCACUUCCCCGAAGACUUUCUGGCGGAAGACAGGAAGUGUAAGCCAUUUGAUGCUUCCGCGGACGGGUUCGUGAAGGGCGAAGGCGCGGUGGCCAUUGUGCUGAAGCCUUACGACGAUGCUGUUCGCGACGGUGACUACGUUUAUGGGAAUAUCCUGGGAACCGGCGUGGCCGCAUCGGGCGCGGCGGCGCUCGAUGAUACCCUCAGUGCCAACGCGCAGGUGAACGCCAUGCGUCGGGCAUAUCAGGGCACCGCUUGCGAUCCGCAAGACGUCGACUAUGUCGAGAUGCACGCGAUGGGAACUCCCGACGACCUCGUCGAGAGCACUUGGGUCGGCGAACAAUUUGGGAGAGACGAGAACCUGCUCGUUGGCAGCGUGAAGGGUAAUAUUGGGCACCUGCAUGUCGCGGCAUUCUUAGCGUCGUUGUGCAAAGUUUGCUCCAUCCUCGAGACAGGUUUAGUGCCCCCCAAUGUUAACCUCGUCGCACGCCACCCCAAUAUCCCAUGGGACCAAUACAAGCUCCGUGUGCCUACGGAGCCGACGCCCGUCACUGCCCGCUCGGCUUCUGGAAAGCUCCUAAUUUCAAUGUCGAGCUACAGCAUCGGGGGUAGUAACGGCCACGUCGUUCUGCAGAGUGUGGCGCCAAAACAUGCCAGCGAGGAAGCGACGAAUGUUACUGGACCUGUGUUGUUUGUCGCUGGAGGCCUUUCGCCGAGGUCUGCAAGAGCUGUUGCCGAUUCGUUAGCCGCAUUGGCGGAUUCUCAUCCACACGAGUUGGCGUCGACCUCUACUGUGUAUGGUCGGCGUGCCAGGCAGAUGACGUGGCGGACGUUUGCGGUUGCGCAGGCCGGGCCGCAACCGUCGUCGAUCAGAUUUCCUUCGCCCUCGCUUUCCCCCCAGAUUUCUCCGCCGAUCGUGUUUGUCUUUUCAGGCCAAGGACCUCAACAUAUUAACAUGGGACGUCAACUCUUCCAGAGGUUCAAAGUCUUCCGUGAUACAAUCCUAGAGUUAGAUCAAUGCCAUAGAGAGAUUACCGGCAUCUCAUUAAUAGAUCAGACGGGCCUCUUCGCGGACGUCGGUGCGGCGGAAGCCCUGCCCUCAACGUGGCCAAUCUCCACAAUAUACCCCACGCUCACGAUGCUCCAGAUCGCUCUGUUUGAUCUGCUCUGCAGCCUCGGUCUCCGUCCGGACGUUCUUGUUGGCCACUCCGUGGGAGAGACGCCGCUGCUGUAUGCCUCUGGCGCCGGCUCUAAGAGCAUGGCGAUAGAGCUGGCAAUUGCUCAGGGCCGUGCAUUGACACUGGUGGAGGUGGAGGAUGGUACGAUGGCCGCACUCGCAUGCACUCCCGAGCAAGCCCGCGAUGUCAUUAAAGACGUCCGCAAGUCCGUCGGGGACUGGGGAGUGCUGGAGAUUGCUGGUUUUAAUUCUCCCUGCGCGGUCGCUGUUGCUGGACACGUGCAUCUUGUGGAGAACGCGGUCGAAGUAGCCAAUGCCCGUGGGCUGUUUGCUCGCAGGCUUCAGACUGAUGCUGCAAUCCAUUCGAGCCUUGUCGACGUAUGCGAGGAUAAGUAUCGUUCGUUGGUCGCCGACGUGUUCGCCCGAUAUCCAGGUGCGCACAAGCCGGCCAUCGCCACGUACUCGGCCACCAUGGGAGCAGUCCUCGACUGCUUCACCGAAGAAUAUUUUUGGCUCAACUGCAGAAGCCCUGUCCAAUUUGCACAGGCGAUCAUUGGCAUCAUUACUACCUUUCCUACCUCAUCGUUCGUGGAGGUCAGCCCCCACCCGGUACUGUCGCUGUACCUGCAGGAAUUGGGCGCUCCCAUCACAUCCGUCGUCUGUCCCAUGCGUCGUACAAGGGAGCUGGAGCAGUGCCAGGAGGAAACAAUGCUGUUGUCUGCCCUGGGUCAGCUGAUCGUGUUGGGGCACGACUCCGUCGAUUUCCACAAACUAAAUUCGCAGGCGGCUAACUCUCCUUCUCUCAACUUGCCCUCAUAUCCGUUUAUGAAAGAGUACAUUCCGUACCGUCCAGGACACUCUCGUACUUUGCAGAAGCAAUGUGGGCCAUGGCGCAAGCGUCUCGACGGUGUCGGCUCUAAGAUGCGCGCGCGCUCAAAAGAAGUUAUGAAAAUCAGUCCGUCGCCGCAGCCUUCGCUGUCACCUGAGAACACUCGCGAUACCCUCCGCACCGUCGUCUUGCAAUCGCUCGACCGGAUUCCUACAGACUUUUCACCCGAUGUUCCCUUCACUUCUUACGGCAUGGACUCUUUAGGUGCAGGACGCCUGGCGUUCGCACUCCGACCAUUCCUCGUGAUAUCCCAGAUGCAAUUGCUCAACAACUUGAGCCUAUCGGACAUUGAGCGUCUGGCUGAGGCUUCAAAGCAGAGUGUGGCUCCUGCACAAGCCGCUCCUGUAGGGACGUUCUACAAGUGGGAUGACAUGCUGCACAAGGAAGGACAGGCACUGGUUAAGCUCGUUGACCUCGGAGACACCCCGCUUAUCCUCAUUCACGGCGCAAGCGGUAGCAUCCUUCCAUUCAUCUCCAUCCAGGAGAAGUUCUCCACGUCGUUGUGGGCCCUGCAGACGACGCCGGAUACCCCUACGCACUCGAUUAAGGCGUGGGCCGCGUUUUACCUUGAGCAGGUCAGAGAGGCUCAGCCAAAAGGGCCGUAUCGCAUCGGGGCCUUCUGCGCUAGCUCUACAAUUGCUCUCAUGAUGGCACACCUAAUCGAAGAAAGCGGCGACACUGUCGGGGAGCUGUGUUUCUUGGACCAUUCUCCUCUCUUAUUUGUGUCUCCGUUGAUCGAGCCUGACGAAGAAACAGUGUCAAUGCGGUCUCCGGGCCCAGCCAUGAUACGGCGCUUGCUCGAUUCAAUGCUCGAGCUGUACAGAGCAGACGACUCUCCCGUGCGCCAUAAAGCUGCGCAGGACUGGGAGGAUACCGCGAACGGCCUGGACGGACCACCUCAUGUGCGGGGCUGGUAUGCCACCUUCAAGAGCCUCAACACGGGCAUCUACGAGUUCAUUUUGAGCUUACUGCCUCCUGACGAGCCUCUCACGAUUGUCGCGAUGCGCGAAGCUCUUGCGGAGUGGAUGGGCUCCGUCGAUGCGCCGAUUACAGCAUACAUUGCGACGAACGGGUACCUUUCCUUCAUCCCUGUAUCCCAGAGGAUGGGUUGGGAGUCAUAUGGCCUCUGCCAGGUGUUCCCUGAAGCGCGGAUCAUUACGACCCACUAUAAUCAUUUCCAGAUCCUGGAUUCGGCAGAGUUUAUAGAUUCGAUUCAGGGAAGAUAG
Molecule: messenger RNA, 3939 nt
Organism: Sparassis crispa
Lineage: Eukaryota; Fungi; Basidiomycota; Agaricomycetes; Polyporales; Sparassidaceae
Exons: 10
Coding region: 1-3939 (1312 amino acids)
Biological process (GO): fatty acid biosynthetic process
Molecular function (GO): fatty acid synthase activity
Source: RefSeq, a predicted model, not a curated record